AGCCAGGCUUCAGGUAGGCAGUAUCAUGUGUGCCCGCCGUCUCCCCCUCACACUGCCGCACGUGAUGACGGGCCCGGUAACCUGCACAGGAGGAGAGGGAAGGUAUCGGAGUGAACUGCGGAUUGAUGGACUGCACCAUCCCGUGCCAGGAGGGGUGGACGGAUAAGAGAAGACACAUCCUCCGCCCCGCUCUGCCCACGUCCCCCCAGCGGCAGCACAGAGCCCCCGCCAUCUGAUCAGAAUAAGGAGCGGAGCCGUGUGCCGGCCAUCGUCCUGCCUCUCCUUCUCCCGCUGCUGACCUGUCCCCGCCUUCCUUCCCUCCCUCCCCGCACAGUCUGCUGGCUCUGCUGCAGGGCACAGCCUCCACCUCUCGUUGUUUGUUGUCCUUGAUCAUCGUGGACGAUCCGUGACAACGGGGGCAGAGAUGGGGCGCAGCUGGUAAGCCGGUCCACGUGACCCCCCGGAGGAGCUCUAUCCCAGGAGCGGAGGAGGAUGAGCAGCGCCCGUUGAGCGAGCAGCCUCGUACCCGCUCCCGACCUCUUUCCUGCCCGCAGGUGAAAAGCUAUCAUCUUUAACCAAGGAUGCCACUCGUUAAAAGAAAUAUCGACCCCAGGCAUCUGUGCCACACUGUCCUGCCAAGGGGAAUCAAGAAUGAAUUAGAAUGUGUGACAAAUAUUUCUUUGGCAAAUAUUAUUAGGCAGCUUAGUAGCCUGAGUAAAUAUGCAGAAGAUAUAUUCGGGGAGCUGUUCAAUGAGGCCCACAGCUUUUCCUUCAGAGUGAACUCCUUACAAGAACGUGUUGAUCGGUUAUCUGUCAGUGUGACACAGCUAGAUCCUAAAGAGGAAGAACUGUCAUUACAGGACAUCACAAUGAGGAAGGCGUUCAGAAGCUCCAUUACACAGGAUCAGCAGUUGUUUGACCGUAAAACUCUGCCAAUUCCUCUCCAUGAAACCUAUGAAUUGUGUGAACAUCCUCCACCUCUUAAUAUACUAACACCAUACAGAGAUGAUGGCAAGCAAGGGUUAAAGUUUUACACCAACCCAUCCUACUUUUUUGACUUGUGGAAAGAGAAGAUGAUUCAGGACACUGAGGAUAAACGGAAAGAAAAGAGAAAGCAGAAGCAAAAGAAUAUUGAUCGUCCACAUGAGCCCGAGAAAGUGCCUCGAGCUCCACAUGACCGACGUCGUGAGUGGCAGAAGUUAGCUCUUGGUCAAGAACUGGCUGAGGAUGAUCUGGAUUUACACAAGCAUAUAGAAAUUGUUAAUGGACCAGCCUCUCAUUUUGAAACAAGACCACAAGCUUAUGGUGAGACUGCAGAUGGGCCCUUCUCACUUGCUGCACUUCCGUAUAGCCAGAUGAACGAUCUCCUAAACAGGGUUGAAGACCGGGUACUGGUGAGACCCCAUGAGCCACCACCGCCUCCACCAAUGCAUGCUGCUGGAGAUGGAAAAGCCAUGCCUGUUAUCAGUGCCACACAAGGAUUGUCUGAAAACCGGCCACAAUCUCCAGCCAUGGGUAGAACGCCAGUGUUUGUGAGCCCCUCUCCACCACCUCCACCUCCUCCACUUCCUCCCCCUCCUCCACCGCUUCCAUCUGCCCUUUCUGCUUCCUCUCUGCGAUCAUCAAUAUCCUCCACUCCUCCACCUCCCAUUCCUCCACCACCCCCACCACCUACAGCUAACAUGCAAACUACUGUUGUGCCACCUUUACCAACUCCUCUGCAGAUAGCACCUGGAGUACUUCAUCCAGCUCCACCACCUGUAGCUCCACCCCUUGUACAGCCCUCUCCACCAGUAUCCCGUUCGGCUCAAGUAUCUGAAACUGUGCCAGUUCAUCCACUUCCCCAAAUUGAGGCACAGGGUCUUCCACCACCUCCUCCUCCUCCACCUUUACCUCCACCUGGGAUGCGCCCCUCCUCUCCUGUUGCAAUCCCACCCCUCUCACAUGCUCCUGCUGGACUACAUCCUCUUGCUUCCAUUGUGCCCGGUUCUCAUGCUCCUCUUCUGCCCCCAUCCCCUCCAUCUCAAGUUGCGCCUGAUUCUAAGAGACACCCAUCAAAUCUCCCAGUUAUCAGUGAUGCUAGAAGUGUUCUGCUGGAAGCAAUACGAAAAGGUAUUCAACUCCGUAAAGUGGAAGAACAGCGAGAGCAAGAAGCUAAGCAUGAACGCAUUGAGAAUGAUGUAGCCACCAUUCUGUCCCGACGCAUUGCUGUGGAAUACAGCGACUCCGAAGAUGAUUCAGAGUUUGAUGAGGUGGAAUGGGAAUAAAAUGUUAUAUAUUACAAACAACAAACUGGAAUGCUGAUGUCAAUUGUGGUGCUUGUUCUUUGAAAAAAAGUUUGGUCAUUUUUAGUGUUUUGUAUCUCUAUUAAUUUAUGCCACCAAAAUAAACAAGGGUUUUCUUUUUUUCACUUUUAGUUUACAGCAAAGAAAUAGCAUCUUCAGAAUUUUACAGUGAGUUUUACAGUUAUUUUACUGGGAGGCUAUGACUAUAUUUCAUUAGAUCACUAAGUAUUAAGCAGCUGUCAGUUUGUAGUAUAGAAAGUUGGAUUUAUUUUUUAUUUUUUUAUUUACUUGUGCACUUUGUGAAUUUUAAUUUAAUGAAGGUGAUCGGAGAGUGAAAUUCCAAGGGCAGCUGUAUCUAAUGUAGGCCUUAUUUUAUUUAAUGAGAAUUUCAGACCAUUAAUACUAGGUAACAAUUUCUACUGCUUGAAUUAGGUCUAUACACUGAGACAAACAAGCUGAACUGUCCCCUGCACCCAGGAAAAGUAACCAUGCUGUGCUCAAUGAGGUGUAUUACGCUAAAAGGAUCCUACAUCAUUGCACAAAAUGGCCAGCUCCACUGUGUGUGGGUAAACAAGUUUGCUUUAUGGUUUUGAAUAUGUUGACAUGAACUUUUUGUUGUUGUUUUUUUUUUUCAUUUUUUUUUUUUUUUUUAUGAUGGCCUUAUUUGAAUGCUGAGGUAUUUUUUUAUGUACAUGUUGUUCGGUACUAUUUUGCCUGUAUUCUAAAGUAAAAGAAAAUUCAUGUGAAAACUGACUUUAAACAUUCGAUGUAACUUAUGUAACUGUUAAGAAAACAGAUUGAUUUGAUUUAAUAAAUUCCUCAUUUUAAGUGGAA
This is a messenger RNA of Hyla sarda, 3119 nucleotides long. It is a transcript of the gene WASF1, whose product is annotated as WASP family member 1. Gene Ontology annotation, cellular component: SCAR complex; lamellipodium; cytoskeleton. The coding region runs from base 582 to 2267 and encodes 561 amino acids. Lineage: Eukaryota; Metazoa; Chordata; Amphibia; Anura; Hylidae. Gene Ontology annotation, molecular function: Arp2/3 complex binding; actin binding; protein kinase A regulatory subunit binding. Gene Ontology annotation, biological process: actin cytoskeleton organization; positive regulation of Arp2/3 complex-mediated actin nucleation. The transcript has 9 exons. The record is from RefSeq and is a predicted model, not a curated record.